Molecule: messenger RNA, 408 nt
Organism: Acaulospora morrowiae
Lineage: Eukaryota; Fungi; Glomeromycota; Glomeromycetes; Diversisporales; Acaulosporaceae
Source: the annotation of a GenBank genome assembly
AUGAUUCGAACCGUCACAAAAAUAAUAUUUCUAACUUCAUUCUUGCUACUCGUCGUCAAUAUACAAUCUAUUCCUGUUCCAUUGGUGUUUGUUGAUCAGCCUUUUUACGUCCACUCCUCGAAUCUCGUCAGACGCGGGAUCAUUCCUUUCGCUGGUUCCUUGGGUCUCCUCGGUGGUACAGGAUAUGGAAAACUCAAGAAUUAUCCGGUUGGCACUUCGGCUACCAGCUCUAACGGUGCAAUUAAUCAAAGCGCCGGCCAAGCCACAGAACUAUCGGACUCUUCAAAUGUGGCCGCUGGUGGUACAUACCAGGGUAGCAGUGGAGGAACGUAUGGAAAAUACGGCUCAAGGCUUUCACCGUUGUUUCUUAAAAACAAGGUGUUGGGUAUGGGCAUGCCAAUUCUCUAG